Messenger RNA from Eucalyptus grandis, 1982 nucleotides. RefSeq names its product arabinosyltransferase RRA3. The transcript has 2 exons. The record is from RefSeq and is a predicted model, not a curated record. NCBI's taxonomy places the organism in Eukaryota, Viridiplantae, Streptophyta, Magnoliopsida, Myrtales, Myrtaceae. Gene Ontology annotation, biological process: root hair cell development. Gene Ontology annotation, molecular function: glycosyltransferase activity. The coding region runs from base 399 to 1709 and encodes 436 amino acids.
ACUAAAGAGAAAAGGCAGAGGAGACAGACAGGGGAGGGAUCAAACUCAGUCUUUUAUUUUCUUUUUGUUUUUGGUCGCCAUCGAGAGUCUUCUCUCUUUGCUGCGACUGGCGUUUGUGGACUUUUCUUGCAUCCGAAGCGUUCGGUGAGUACCCAAGCUCGGUCGCGCCCGCGGAAAUAGAAGAAGAAGCAAGAGAGCUCUUACGAUUCAGACAUUAAAACCUUCGAAUCCAGUCGGUGAUACUUGGGUCGAAUGGGUUGUGCAAUUUCUUGAACUGGGUAACACCCGUCUCUCUCGUCUGACCCCACAAUUUCAUCGCACUCGUCUCCCGUCCUGAGCUUUGAAUCUUUAAUAUUCAGUCGAGAGAGAGAGAGAGAGAGAGAGAGAGAGAGAGAGAGAUGAUUGGUAGAAGAGACGGACCCUUGAUGCGAAGCGGCGGCUACUCCCUCUCGUUUUGGAAAUCAAGAAUCGCCGCCGCCAUUGCCGUCGGCGUUGCUAUCGGCUGUGUCUUCGCUUUUUUUUUCCCCGAUGGGCCCUUCUCCGUCGCUGGCCCUCCUCUUCAGAAUCGCCGUCUCGUCAAUACUCAGGGAGAGUCCUCUUCCAGCUCUUGUGAAUCAUCUGAGCGAGUGAACAUGUUGAAGUCAGAGUACGUGGCUGUUUCGCAGAAAAAUGCUGAGCUAAAAAAGGAAGUUAGGGAGUUGAUGGAAAAGUUUAAGUUAGCUGAACAGGGGAAAGAUCAGGCUCAGAAGCAAGUUCUUUCGCUGGGUAAACAACAGAAAGCCAGGCCAUUUGGUACUGUUAAGGGUUCAAGAAUCAAUCCCACUGUUGUCCCUGAUGAUUCUGUGAAUCUAAGAUUAGCAAAGAUAUUGGAGAAAGUCGCAGUUAAUAGAGAGCUCAUAGUUGCCCUGGCCAACUCAAAUGUGAAGGAAAUGUUGGAGGUUUGGUUCACCAACAUAAAGAGAGUGGGUGUACUUAAUUAUUUGGUGGUUGCUCUGGAUGAAGAUAUUGCUAAGUUCUGUGAGGCAAACAGUGUUCCUGUAUACAAAAGAGAUCCAGAUAAAGACGUUGAUUCUGUAGGAAGGACAGGAGGGAAUCAUGCUGUUUCAGGAUUGAAAUUCCGCAUUUUGAGGGAAUUUUUGCAGUUGGGAUAUAGUGUUCUUCUCUCUGAUGUCGACAUAGUCUACUUGCAAAACCCAUUCAACCAUCUUUAUCGGGAUUCAGAUGUGGAGUCCAUGACAGAUGGUCAUGACAACAGGACUGCUUACGGGUUCAAUGAUGUCCUUGAUGAGCCUGGAAUGGGUUGGGCCAGAUACGCUCAUACGAUGCGCAUCUGGGUUUAUAAUUCUGGCUUCUUCUAUAUCAGACCCACAAUCCCUUCAAUUGAGCUCCUUGAUCGUGUAGCUGGUAGGCUUUCUCGGGAAAAUGCCUGGGACCAGGCGGUUUUCAAUGAGGAACUCUUUUUUCCUUCACAUAGUGGGUAUGAUGGUCUCCAUGCUGCCAGGAGGACAAUGGACUUCUAUCUCUUUAUGAAUAGUAAGGUCCUCUUUAAAACUGUCAGAAAAGAUGCCGCCCUCAGCAAAAUUAAGCCUGUGAUUGUUCAUGUAAACUACCAUCCCGAUAAGCUUCCGCGCAUGAAAGCGGUUGUCGAAUACUAUGUUAAUGGUAAAGAAGAUGCUCUAAAACCCUUCCCUGAUGGUUCAGAUUGGUAAAAUGGUGUUCUGGUAUUUAAAGAUGCUUCUUAGCACUCAUUGUCUUCUUAGCUGAAACUUGACUUGUUGAGAAUCGAUGGAGUAUCAUUUGGAUCUGAAAGCUUUUCCUGUUGGCCUUAUUGGUUUCCCUCCAUUUUUUAACUCCUGAGAAUAUUACAAUUUUUCACAGGCUGUAUCUUCAAGUAGCCUAGAAACUGCUGUUUUGUGUAGUAUGGAUCUGUGGGUAUUCUUUUUAAUCAUCUGAUUGUAUAAAAAGUCUUCUUUCCUCUGUGA